Candoia aspera is the source of this 1227-nucleotide messenger RNA. It is a transcript of the gene ISCU, whose product is annotated as iron-sulfur cluster assembly enzyme. Gene Ontology annotation, molecular function: 2 iron, 2 sulfur cluster binding; ferrous iron binding. The coding region runs from base 51 to 545 and encodes 164 amino acids. The record is from RefSeq and is a predicted model, not a curated record. Gene Ontology annotation, cellular component: mitochondrial matrix; cytoplasm. Gene Ontology annotation, biological process: iron-sulfur cluster assembly; intracellular iron ion homeostasis. The transcript has 5 exons. NCBI's taxonomy places the organism in Eukaryota, Metazoa, Chordata, Lepidosauria, Squamata, Candoiidae.
CGACGCUCGGUGCGUCACGGCGGCCGCGCAGCGCCUCCAAAACAAGCAAGAUGGCGGCGCUGCGGGCAAGCGGCGUGCGUGCCGCGGCGCUCCUCAGGCCCGGCCUGGCCCGGUCCCUGCCGGCCGCGGGCUACCACGAGAAGGUCGUAGAUCAUUAUGAGAAUCCCAGGAAUGUCGGGUCCCUGGACAAGAGUGCAAAGAAUGUGGGGACUGGCCUUGUGGGGGCUCCGGCCUGCGGGGAUGUCAUGAAAUUGCAAGUUGAGGUGGAUGAAAAUGGAAAAAUCGUUGAUGCCAGGUUUAAGACGUUUGGCUGCGGGUCAGCAAUUGCUUCGAGUUCUUUGGCGACUGAGUGGGUGAAAGGGAAGACGGUUGAUGAAGCCUUGAAGAUUAAAAACACCGAUAUUGCUAAAGAACUCUGCCUCCCGCCAGUAAAACUGCACUGCUCAAUGCUAGCAGAAGACGCCAUCAAGGCUGCCUUAGCGGAUUACAAGUUAAAGCAGGGGCCGAAGACCACAGAACCUGAGAAGAGUGCAGCCAGUGUGUAGGGGUCCUUUGCAUCAAGAUCUGGAAGCCUGCUUCCCUUCAUUCCACUUGUAGCCUCAGUGCAGUUUCCAGGAGCUGAUACAUCAACACAUGCAUUUUGGAAAGACGCACACCUCAUACGCACAAUGUUAAGACUGUACCACAGCCAACAGGAUAGACUGACCUUGCUGCAGCUUUUCGCUAUCAGCUUCUUUUCCUUAAUCUAUGUGUGUGUGAAAGAUCUUUACCUGAGAAUUUCUCUGUAGCUUUAGGAUGGCCACUAAAGGGGAAUUAAAGGUGUCUCUUAGUCACAAGGAAAAGCCCCAGUGCCAUUUCAGGUAUGAUGUCUGAGUCCACAUGAACAAGCAACCAUGUAUGACAUCCCACAGUUCUCCGUCUGGGCAAAUGUACAGCGGUGUGGUAGCUCUUCAGGGCCAACAGGGCUUGCCACUGCACUCCUGGCCAUUGUUUUGAGGGUAACAGCAGUGUGGUUUUAUGUUGCUGGUUUCACAUUACCCUGACAUGAGGGAGAAACCUGGCAAGUCCAGUAAAGCUGUCUCGGUUUUGUUAUUUUCCAGGUUGGAAUUCUAAAGAAAGGAGUAUGUUUUGCUUUGACUUGACUGUUAAUGCACAAAUUCCAAAUUUAUUUGCUGUUCAGCCUGUGCUAUAUAUGCAGAAAUAAUAUAUGCGUGUUCUACAGCACAA